This is a messenger RNA of Sardina pilchardus (European sardine), 3288 nucleotides long. RefSeq names its product NACHT, LRR and PYD domains-containing protein 1 homolog. Gene Ontology annotation, cellular component: cytoplasm. The coding region runs from base 1 to 3288 and encodes 1095 amino acids. Gene Ontology annotation, biological process: cell surface receptor signaling pathway. Lineage: Eukaryota; Metazoa; Chordata; Actinopteri; Clupeiformes; Clupeidae. The transcript is spliced from 11 exons. The record is from RefSeq and is a predicted model, not a curated record.
AUGGAGCCCAUCAGCGCCAUCCUUAGCCCCAUCCUGGAGAUAGCGCUGAAGGUGUACAAGCUGUGCCAGCAGGUGAAGAGCAAUAAGAAGCGCUGUGCGCGCCUCUCCAAGCGCGUGUCUCUGCUGGUGGAGCUGCUGGAGGCGGCGCGCGAGCAGGACCUGUGUGACGAGACGAGGCUGGUGCGCCGGGCCCUGACGGAGCUGGGCGAGGUGCUGCACACGGCCCGGGAGCUGGCGCAGGCCCACGUGGAGGCCUGCUGGAUCGAGCGCAUGUGGAACGCGGAGGAGAUGGGCCAGCAGUUCGACCCGCUCAACGUGCGCCUCAGCCAGGCCGCCGACACACUGGCCCUGGCCCUGCAGGUGGAGCACAGGGACCGUCUAGAGGAGGUGUACAAUGAGCUGCGUCGGCAAAAGGAGGACGAGGAAGACAGGAGGGCUGACCUGGAAGAAUGGCAGACAAUCAUGCAAACCUUGGCCACAAGCACUAAAGAAGGUGUUGACGCUGUGCGGGAGACUGUUGACAGCACCCAGAGGGACAUCAAUGAUGUGCAGGACAAACUGGAGCAGACACAGAAAGACAUCCACGACAUCAAGGGCAUGCUAGAGACAGAGCUGAGUGAGUUGAUUGACCAGUACAAGGAGUCGGUGCGGAGUGCCUACGGGGUAUUCGAGGAGUACAAUUCCCUGCCCGGGGAGAACCUCCAGUUGGAGGAGCGCUACACGGAGCUGCUGAUUGUCCAGAGGCACCGGCAGCAGAGGGAGCGCGAGGAGGAGAUCCGCUCCCGAGGCCAGGACUUCCAGCGGGUCUACAGUGCCAGGAAGACUCAGGCCUACCGGAGCACCAGUGUGGGCCAGCUCCUGGGGGCUCAGGGCCACGCCGCCGCCCCGAAGGCCGUCAUCCUCCAGGGGAACUCCGGGAGCGGGAAGACCUUCACCACGCGAAAGAUCAUGCUCGACUGGGCUUCGGGAAAGCUCUACGACGGCGUGUUUGAUUUUGUUUUCCGUCUGAAGUGCAAGGAGCUGAACUGCUACUCUGGAGAGAAGAGCAUGGUGGAGAUCCUGAGCACCAGUGAGAAGCUCACGCCGGCCGUCUCGCAGGUGUUGAGGACCGCUCCGGAGAGAGUGCUCGUCAUCGCGGACGGCUUCGACGAGCUCAAGUUCUCCUUGGACGCGGCCUCGGCGUCUCUUCCCACAGACGUGCUCAGUCCAGCUCCCGUGGAGGCGACGUUGAGCGCUCUGUUCAGCGGGAAGGUCCUCUCAGACUCUGCCCUCAUGGUCACCACCCGGUCCACGGCCUCGGACGGCCUCCGGAAGCUGCUCAAGCACCCGCACCACUUCAACGAGAUCCUGGGCUUCUCGGACGACGCCGUGCGCACGUACUUCCGCAGGUACUUCAAAGACGACGAGCGGCUGGCGCGGCGGGCGUUCGAGUGCGUCCGGGCCAACGAGACGCUCUACACGGCCUGCUUCAUCCCCGUCAUCUGCUGGAUCAUAUGCACCGUGCUGAGGGAGAGGCUGGAGGACGGCCAGGACGUGACCUCAGGGCUGGAGACCACCACCGCCAUCUUCGUGCACUUUGUGACCACGCUGCUGGAGCACCACUGCCGAGACCUGCACCGGUCGCCCGAGGUGCUGCUCAGCAGCAUCGGGCGUCUGGCCAAGAACGGGAUCGAGAGGCAGCAGGUCCUGUUCGACGAGCGCAGCGUCUCCGAGGCCGUCUCCGAUCCCGGCAGCGUCCCGUUCCUGUGCAAGUUCCUGAAGAAGAAGAUCGGCCGGCUCCAGACCAUGUUCACCUUCAUGCACCUCAGCUUCCAGGAGUUCUUCGCCGCUCUCCACUACCUGCUGCUGGACGAGGCCGAGGCCGAGAGCAAGAUGGACGAACUGCUGCUCUCUGUGGAGGGGCAGGGUGACGGAGCGCGGCAGUCCCACCUGCGCCCUGUAGUCCAGUUCAUCUUUGGCCUGCUGAACAGAGAUGUGGGAGACACCCUCAGCGACGCCUUCUCCAUCGGUUCAUCCGCAGCAGAUGUGCUCCGUGGCCGGCUGGAGCGCUGGAUCCCCCACAUGGUGGAGCUGGAGAAGAGCAACGUCACGCCGGAGGGCAACCUGCAGCUCUUCCUGCUCCACUGCCUCUACGAGCACCACAAGGACGAGUACACCGCCGCCACCAUGGACUUUUGGGGGCGCCUGGACCUCAGCUCCCUGCCCCUCAACAACACAGACUGCUGGGUGCUGCUCUACUGCCUCAGGUGUUGCCCCAUCGUCGGGAGACUCAAGCUCCGGCACAGCAACAUCACGCCCAGCAAGCUGCGCAUGCUACAGCCGGGCCUCAUCAGAUGUGAAAACCUGAAUCUGGAGGUGGAAGCACUGACUGAUUCAGAUGUAGCAGACUUGGCUGGUGCUCUGGGGGAGGGCAAAACCCUGACUCUGUGGACGACAGACAGCCAGCUGUCGGAGAGUGGUGUGGAGAAGGUUCUAUGUGCCCUUGCCAAGCAGACGAGGGUGAAUGCCUAUCUCAGCCUGGGUGUCCUCACAGCAGGAACUCUGAAACACCUGGUCCACUACGUGCAAAAUGCCAAGGGCAGAGCCACUGUUAGAGUGGUCAGAAAUCAAGUAGAGGAGGAAGACUACCUCAGCUGGUACCUCACAGUGAAGACCACCCUAAACAGUAACCGCUUCAGUCUGACCCUUGUGGCCUCGUCCCACUGUGGCUUUGUCCAGUCUGUGAGCGUGGGCCCCAUCUCAGAGCUCUCACUCAGCCUGGACAGAGCAUCUGACCUCUCGUCUUUCCAGUGGACAGAUGUCCUGCAGAGGAGCCACACGCUCUGGCUCACAGAAAAGGAGGCUGAUUUACCUGCGCAUGUGGCUGGCCUGAUGAGCUGCCUGGCGCUGGUGCCGGGGCUGAAGGGAGUGCAGCUGGAGGUCCACCCCAGGAGAGUGCACCCCUGCUGGGCCACGGGGGUGCUGGCACUCAUGCACGCAUGCCCUACUCUGGACAACAUCAAGCUGAGUGGAGGCCAGUUUGCGUACGGUCUGCUGACUGAAGAAAGCCUCGAUCUCCUGCAUGACUCGGAGAAGCGUGGAGACUGUAAACUCGUCAUAAAGGGAGCCAAAUGCACCAAGACCACAGACCAGUGCACAGAGAACAGCCCCCAGGUCUCCUGUAACCAGCGCGUCACCAUCCUGAUCCAGGGCCACUCCUACACAGAAAGCCCCAGGGCUUCCAAGGGCGCCUUCUCCAAUGACCCCAGGAGCCUCGUCCUGCGUAAGCUUGCUCGGACAAUGUCUUGA